ACGCUGCACGAGCCCCAAAAGCAAAACAAAACUACUUCUCCACCUCCACCCACCUCCAUCGAUGCCAGCCCAUUUCUCUGACCUCAAGCUCCCAACCUCCCCUCACCGAACACCCACCAGAAAAAUCGGACCUUUCUCUCGGAUUCGGCCUCGCCGCCACCUGAUCUCCGAAACCCAGGAGGGGUUAGGCCUCGCUCCCUCCGAGUUUCCCGCCGUCCAUGGCCGCGUCCGCCGGGUUCGCCGGUCCUAAAUUGGAGAACUUGAGGCUGCGGGAAUUCUCGCCGUCGCCCGCCGCGUGCUCGCCGUCGAGGAGCUUCGCGCCGCUGAAGAGGGUGGGGCGGGGACGGCGAAAUGGAGGAGGAUUGGGAGGAGGAGUGAGGUGCGAGGUCACGACCGCGAAGCAGGACCCGCAGCUGAUGAUGGAGCUGUCGGGCGUCUCGGCUCUUGAGCAGCUCAAGGCGUCUGCUCUCGACAGAUAUACAAAGGAAAGAAGCAGUAUUGUGGUUAUCGGGCUUAGCGUUCACACGACACCUGUUGAUAUGCGUGAGAAGCUCGCCAUUCCGGAAGCAGAAUGGCCCCGAGCCAUUGAGGAGCUGUGUCGCUUGAAUCAUAUAGAAGAAGCUGCUGUUCUCAGCACCUGCAACAGAACAGAGAUAUAUGUGGUGGCUCUGUCUCAGCAUCGUGGAGUCAAAGAAGUGACUGAAUGGAUGUCUAAGACAAGUGGAAUCCCUGUUUCAGAGCUUUGUCAACACCGGUUUUUGCUGUACAACAACGAUGCUGCACGACAUCUUUUUGAAGUCUCAGCGGGUCUUGAUUCCCUUGUCCUUGGAGAAGGUCAGAUUCUAGCUCAGGUUAAACAAGUCGUGAAAGUUGGACAAGGAGUUGUUGGAUUUGGGAGGAGCAUCAGCGGACUUUUUAAGCAUGCCAUCUCUGUAGGGAAACGGGUCAGAACCGAAACACACAUUGCGUCUGGUGCAAUUUCCGUUAGUUCUGCUGCUGUUGAACUUGCAUUGAUGAAGAUUCCUGAAUCAUCGCAUGCUACGGCUAGAAUGUUAGUUGUAGGUGCAGGCAAGAUGGGGAAACUGGUGAUUAAGCACUUGGUGGCAAAAGGGUGCACAAAGAUGGUCAUCGUAAAUAGAAGUGAGGAGAGAGUUGCAGCUAUUGCUGAGGAGCUAAGAGGUGUGGAAAUAACCUAUAAACCCCUAACUGAGAUGCUAUCUUGUGCUGCUGAAGCGGAUGUGAUUUUUACAAGCACAGCUUCUGAGGCUCCUUUAUUUUUGAAAGAGCAUGUUCAAAAUCUUCCCCCUGUGGGUCAAGAAGUUGGAGGUUUGAGGCUUUUCAUCGAUAUUUCUGUUCCUAGAAAUGUGAGCCCAUGUGCUGCGGAUGUUAGAGGAUCAAAAGUAUACAAUGUCGAUGAUCUGAAAGAGGUCGUUGCUGCCAACAAGGAGGAUCGGCUUCACAAAGCCAUGGAAGCUCAGACUAUAGUUGCCGAAGAAACGAAGCAAUUCGAAGCUUGGAGGGAUUCGUUAGAGACCGUACCUACCAUCAAGAAAUUGAGAGCUUAUGCUGAGAGAAUCAGAAUCGCAGAGCUUGAGAAGUGCUUGUCCAAGUUGGGCGACGAUGUACCCAAGAAAACAAAGAGAGCCGUGGAUGACCUUAGCCGUAGCAUAGUCAACAAGCUCCUUCAUGGACCGAUGCAGCACUUGAGAUGCGAUGGGGAUGAUGGCCGUACGUUGAGCGAGACCCUCGAGAACAUGCAUGCUCUCAACAGGAUCUUCAGCCUCGAUACCGAUAUAACACAGAUGGAACAGAAGAUCAAAGCCAAAAUCGAACAGAGCCAGAAGUAAGCUCUUUUUCCAAGAUCCUUUCGAAUACCCUUUUUCACGACCUCAGGAGUUAAAAUUGGAGGAGAGAUUCUUUAUGCAUCUCGGCAAUGGAUUUUCUUCGCCAUUGUUGGGAUGUCGAUUAAGAUGGACAGAUAGCUGUUCUCAAAUCAUUCUUUCGUUGUAUUGGUUCAGAACACACAUGAUGUGCUGACCUCAAAUUCUUUCGCAUGAUUUAUGGUGCCAGUUUGGCUUCGUCGGAAGAGAUAAACAUACUUGUAAGCUUAACUUUAGUCAAUUGUAUCAAACCAUUCUCCCUCUUACUCUUACCUCAGGGAUUCUGUUUGUCGUA
Eucalyptus grandis is the source of this 2175-nucleotide messenger RNA. RefSeq names its product glutamyl-tRNA reductase 1, chloroplastic. Bases 219 to 1847 code for a protein of 542 amino acids. NCBI's taxonomy places the organism in Eukaryota, Viridiplantae, Streptophyta, Magnoliopsida, Myrtales, Myrtaceae. The transcript is spliced from 3 exons. The record is from RefSeq and is a predicted model, not a curated record. Gene Ontology annotation, molecular function: NADP binding; glutamyl-tRNA reductase (NADP+) activity. Gene Ontology annotation, biological process: tetrapyrrole biosynthetic process.